Bursaphelenchus xylophilus (pine wood nematode) is the source of this 1164-nucleotide messenger RNA. NCBI's taxonomy places the organism in Eukaryota, Metazoa, Nematoda, Chromadorea, Rhabditida, Aphelenchoididae. The record is from the annotation of a GenBank genome assembly.
AUGGCUGACGGUUUAGGAGAUCAUCCAACUCUUGAACAGGACUUUAAUGAAUGUGAAUUUGUCGUGGACAAGCUGGAAGAAAGUUCAGAUGCGGUGCCGAAUGAACAAGUAAGUUAUACUUUACAGGUUUCACACCUUUAGAUUGCAAAAACAAUUGAGAAACUGGAAGGGCUGCAGAAUAUAAUGACUAGUUCUGAUUUUGUGAGUGCAAAUGAUUGUUUGGAAGACUUCUCAUCUCAAACGAUGAAAUUACUUCUUACUGAGGUUUAUCUCGGAAGAGUCAUGGAGAAUGUACAUGCUCAUGAUCGGCUGAAGCAAUUGCAAAAAGUAAAGGUAAGGUAUUUAAUCUAAGAUAAUAAUGGUCAAGGGUUUAUACAACGGAUAUCUGGUAACAGCGGAGGUUUAUGGCUUCAGUCCAUUAAAUGAAGGUCUCCCAAGGGAUGCAGUGGAUCGGACUUCUACUCAAGGGCUUAUUGCUGAUGCUGUUAUCAGCAGAAAUAGAAAAUUACAAUUGCUUGGAAUGGAAGACGAUUUAAAGAGGGAGGUCGAUACCCUCAAGGUUCAGAAGAAUCCAGAUGACGCCACAUUAGUAAGAUUAAAAUUUGCAAUAUUGUUGCGGCAUUUUAGAGGAAUCUUUACGAGAAGAAGUUGAGAUUAUGGUGCUUGAGAGCUGUUCGUUUUACCGAAAUGAUUAAUCGUAAGAGUUAUUAUGAAAAUUAAUAAUCGUUAUAGGGGAGAUUGAACUGCUAAAAUUCCGAAAUGAGAUGAGUGAUGCUGAUCGAGCAGAAUUAUCGAAGAGACCAGGUUUGCCUUUGAUCGUGCUGUUUGUUAACUUAUUUAGAAGUAACUCCCCUGAAGACUAUGUUUAUUCCGAAAAGAGAGACAGAACAGAAGCAAGUUUACGGUCUCGGAUAUCCUUCAAUUCCUACACAAACAGUCGACGAAUGGUACGACCAACAAGUUAGUUCUGGUCGAUUCAAAACCGAGAAACCAGUAACAAUUACCGGAAAUGAAGGCAAUGAAAGGGAAUCUGAGAACGAAGACUUCGAAUCUGAAGCCGACAGAGAUCGAAAAGAUGAAGAACAGCGACAAAAAGACAUGCGAAUGGAUGAAUAUAAGGACACUCAUCCCCGAGGAUGGGGAAACAUGUACGGGAAAGGAUAA